UGUAAUCUGGGAUUACAGGCUUACACCACCACCCAUGAUUCAUGCAGGCAGAGCUCAGGUGUGCUAGGUGAGCACCCUACCAGAUGAGUUACAUCUUCAGCUUUAAGUUUUAUUUUUCCGACUACUUGAGACAGGUUCUUGGUACUUAUCCCGGGCUUCCAAGUCUCAGUAAUUCUCUUUCCUAGGCCCCUGGAGUCUUGAGAAACCACGCCCCUCUGAAAAGGAGGGGAAAGUGCCGAAAGGGCACAGACCUGCUGUGCAGACACACAAAGCUGUAACACACAAAGAUCGCAACCAGAACAGACCCAUGACGGGCCGAUGGUAGUGACGUGGGGUCACCCUGAGUCAGGCGUGCAGCAGACCAAGGUCUCUUAAGAGUUCCGGAGUGGGCGGGACGCUGCGCAGCACCGCCUCCCCGUCAGUGGUGAGGGCUGGGCCUCCGAAUCGGUUGCUGGUCCUAUGGGCGGGGCCUUACGCCGCACCUCCUCCUAGCCGGUACCUGGUGGGCGGGGCCUUGCGUUGCACCUCCUCCUCCCUGGCGCCUGGGCGGGUAGCUCGCCUUGGCCGCGAUAUGGCUGCGCUGGUGGAGCCGCUGGGGCUGGAGCGGGACGUGUCCCGGGCUGUGGAGCUGCUGGAGCGGCUGCAGCGCAGCGGAGAGCUGCCCCCGCAGAAGCUGCAGGCCCUGCAGCGGGUCCUGCAGAGCCGCUUCUGCUCUGCCAUCCGCGAGGUGUAUGAGCAGCUCUAUGACACGCUGGACAUAACUGGCAGCGCCGAGGUGCGGGCUCACGCCACCGCCAAGGCCACAGUGGCUGCGUUCACAGCCAGCGAGGGCCAUGCACAUCCCAGGGUGGUGGAACUACCGAAGACCGACGAGGGUUUGGGCUUCAACAUUAUGGGCGGCAAAGAGCAGAACUCACCCAUCUAUAUCUCUCGAGUUAUCCCCGGAGGUGUGGCUGAUCGCCAUGGUGGCCUCAAGCGGGGAGACCAGCUGCUGUCUGUGAAUGGUGUGAGUGUGGAAGGUGAACACCACGAAAAGGCGGUGGAACUCCUGAAGGCCGCCCAGGGCUCAGUGAAACUGGUGGUGCGCUACACACCUCGGGUGCUGGAGGAGAUGGAAGCUCGCUUUGAGAAGAUGCGCUCUGCGCGUAGGCGCCAGCAGCACCACAGCUACUCGUGAGCCUGCAGCCAUCACCCUCCCCCUGCUGUCCCCAACCUCCCAAACCAGGUCCUUGGAGUCUCGAGGCUGAAAUCACAGAGCAGGACCCUCUUCCCCUGUACAGUACUAUUUAUUGUCACUGGCUCCUUAUUUAAAGAUCUUUAACCCUCA
This is a messenger RNA of Psammomys obesus (fat sand rat), 1327 nucleotides long. It is a transcript of the gene Lin7b, whose product is annotated as lin-7 homolog B, crumbs cell polarity complex component. The transcript has 6 exons. Gene Ontology annotation, molecular function: L27 domain binding. Gene Ontology annotation, cellular component: cell-cell junction; synapse; MPP7-DLG1-LIN7 complex. Gene Ontology annotation, biological process: protein localization to basolateral plasma membrane; neurotransmitter secretion; maintenance of epithelial cell apical/basal polarity. The record is from RefSeq and is a predicted model, not a curated record. Bases 572 to 1177 code for a protein of 201 amino acids. Lineage: Eukaryota; Metazoa; Chordata; Mammalia; Rodentia; Muridae.